UAAUCUUUUUCAAUACCAAUCUGAAAAACAGUUCAAUUAGCUCUUUGAAAAUAGUUCAUCAAAAAUGUCCAUGCAAUUCGAGCUGAACGAACCGGUUGCAGUCUAUAGGGUAUCCUACAAGCUGUACCUAUCCGACGUUAAGGGUCUGAUGCCACGUGCCGCCCUAAAGGCCACCGAGCUGAAUGUGCGCGGCUAUAUGACACGCACCCAAUGUGGAUAUGCGGUGAGCGGAGAACUGGAGGGCACACAGGACAAGCUGCAGGAGAUGAUGUCUUGGCUGGAGGAGGAGUCGCCGAAGGGUAGCGAGCUGCCCAAGUUUGGCCAAUAUCAGCUGCAGCUGAAGCCCGGCUAUGAUGAUUUCUUCUGUUGUUAACGAAACC
Drosophila arizonae is the source of this 380-nucleotide messenger RNA. RefSeq lists its product as uncharacterized. The record is from RefSeq and is a predicted model, not a curated record. NCBI's taxonomy places the organism in Eukaryota, Metazoa, Arthropoda, Insecta, Diptera, Drosophilidae.